Messenger RNA from Lutra lutra (Eurasian river otter), 1011 nucleotides. Its product is annotated as olfactory receptor 4C46-like. Gene Ontology annotation, molecular function: olfactory receptor activity; G protein-coupled receptor activity. The record is from RefSeq and is a predicted model, not a curated record. The transcript has 3 exons. Gene Ontology annotation, cellular component: membrane. NCBI's taxonomy places the organism in Eukaryota, Metazoa, Chordata, Mammalia, Carnivora, Mustelidae. Gene Ontology annotation, biological process: G protein-coupled receptor signaling pathway.
AUGUAUAUGAUUCACCUCAUUAAUUUUUUAUUAAUUUUUAUAGGGAAUACAAUUCCCCACAUAAGAAUGAGUGUGAAACACAUGGAGAAUAGGAACAAUGUGACAGAGUUUGUUCUACUGGGGCUUACAGAGAAUCCAAAGAUGCAGAAAAUUAUAUUUGUCGUGUUUUUUGUCAUCUACACCAUCACUGUGGUAGGUAAUAUGCUCAUUGUGAUCACCAUCACUGCCAGCCCAUUGUUGGGGUCCCCCAUGUACUUUUUCCUGGUCUAUCUCUCCUUUAUUGAUGCCUGUUAUUCCUCUGUCAAUACUCCCAAACUGAUUAUAGAUUCCCUCCAUGAAAAGAAGACUACCGGAUACAAUGGAUGCAUGACCCAAAUAUUUGGGGAACAUUUUUUUGGAGGUGCUGAAGGCAUCCUGCUUACUGUGAUGGCCUAUGACCUCUAUGUGGCCAUCUGCAAGCCUUUACACUACACAACCAUCAUGAGUCGGUGAGUGUGUGGCCUGCUAAUGGGAGUAGUGUGGGUGGGAGGCUUUCUUCAUGCAACCAUACAGAUCCUUUUCAUCUUCCGAUUACCCUUCUGUGGCCCUAAUGUCAUAGAUCAUUUUAUGUGUGAUCUGAACCCCUUGCUCAAUCUUGCCUGCACUGAUACCCACACACUAGGGCUCUUCGUUGCUGCCAACAGCGGUUUCAUCUGUCUGUUAAACUUCCUCCUCUUGAUGGUCUCCUAUGUGGUCAUUCUGUGCUCCCUCCGGAAUCACAGCUUGGAGGCAAAGCGCAAAGCCCUCUCCACCUGUGUCUCCCACAUCACAGUGGUCAUCCUAUUCUUUGUGCCCUGCAUAUUUGUGUACAUGAGACCCGCAGCUACUUUAUCUAUUUAUAAAGCAGUCGCAGUGUUCUACACUAUUGUAACUCCCAUGUUAAACCCCUUAAUCUACACCUUGAGAAAUGCCCAAAUGAAAAAUGCCAUUAAGAAAUUGUGUAGUAUGAAAACUAUUUCACGUGACAAAUAA